AGAAGCAGCAGAACGCUCACGCUGCCAGUGAACGCGGAGUGGAGGUCAUGCUGUGUGAGUCCAACAUGUCUGUGGUGUACCCGACUCUCCUGCUCUGUGUGUACGGCUUCUUCUCGAACCUGCGGCCGUCGGAGCCUUUCCUCACCGCCUACCUGAUGGGACCAGACAAGAACCUGACGGAGACUCAGGUCGUCAACGAAAUCUAUCCAGCAUGGACGUAUUCCUACCUGGCGCUACUGUUUCCCAUCUUCCUGGCCACUGACUACCUCUGUUAUAAGCCUGUAUUGGUGCUGCAGGCCACCAGCCUAGUAGUUACCUAUGUUAUGCUGCUGAAGGUGAAGGGCAUACGGGCCAUGCAGCUGCUGGAGUUUUUCUUUGGUCUGGCAUCAGCGUCGGAUGUGGCCUACUACUCCUAUAUCUACAGCGUGGUGGAGCCGGCACACUACCAGAGAGUGACUGGUUACUGCCGCAGCAUCACUCUGUUUGGAUCAGCUGCCGGAUCUCUGAUCGGUCAGCUGCUGCUCUCUGUGGCCAAAGUUCAGCUGCUCCACCUUGUCAUCGUCACCCUGACGUCAGCUGCCGUGGCCUUCGUUGCUCCCUGGUUUUUACCUAUGCCCAAGAGGAGCUUGUUCUUCCACAAGAGUUCAGAAGCAGUGGAGGAGAGGUCACAGGGAAGCAACACAGCCCUGCUGAGGAAGGCUGAGGAUUUAGAGAGCAAAGUGCCUCUGAACACCCAGGACGCCUACACGAUACCCAGGUCCCCUGAGGCAGGAAAUCACAAAAGAGGUCUUGUGGAUGUGUUGCGGCUCUUGUUUGGGGACUUCCUGCACUGCUACAGGUGUCGCCCCCUGCUGGCGUGGUCGAUGUGGUGGGCUCUGGCCACCUGCGGCUACUUCCAGGUCAUCAACUAUGUUCAACCACUGUGGGAGAACGUUCGUCCAUCCCACGACUAUGAAAUCUACAAUGGCUACGUAGAGACACUGUCCACACUGCUGGGGGCCCUGGCAGCUUUGCUGGUGGGCUACCUGCCUGUGUGCUGGGCUCUGUGGGGGGAGCUGGUUCUAUGUGUCCUCUCCCUGCUGAUGGCUGUGUGUGUGUUUGUCAUGGACACACUGAGGAACAUCUGGCUGUGUUACAGCUCAUACAUCGUCUUCAGAGCCACCUACAUGCUGCUCAUCACUGUAGCAACAUAUCAGAUUGCAGCCAGUCUCAACAUGCAGCGCUACGCCUUGGUGUUUGGAGUGAACACCUUCGUGGCUCUGCUGCUGCAGACUCUGCUCACUAUAGUGGUGGUGGACUCAGCUGGACUGGGCCUUGAUGUCUUUACUCAGUUCCUUAUCUAUGGCUGCUACUUUGCAGUCAUUUCUAUGGUCUUCCUCCUUGCUGGGCUCUGCAAACUGGCCUCCAAGAGGCCCUCCAAGCAGGAGGUCCUGGCCGACAGCCCAGCAGAAACAGAGUCAGACUCUCCGCCGAUCAGCGACGCUGUCUCCAGCUGAUGGCACAUAACGAUAGAUAUUGAAUAGCUUCUCACAUACUAAAGCAGCAAAGGUGAGUGAGCUUUAGUAAUCUCUUCAGCCACAACAGUAGAGGCUAAAACUACACUUAGUAAAACCUAGUCAACCUCUGUGGCUGGCAAAUGAGGCCAACACAGAAGUAAUAAAAACUGCAGCUCCUGUCUAUUCUUAUUUAGUCUGAGUGAAAUGCUUCAAGCUGUAUUCAUCUGUAAGGUCAUUGCGUGGCAGAAUGGCAUCACAUAUGUCAGGGUUUCAUCUAAACUGGGUUGAAUGAAACUAUGGAUGCCCUCCGGAGCUGCUCUUUGCUGUUGGGGGGGCCAGAAUCAACACCGGCAGGUCCACAGUAAGGUCCAGUCCACCAGAGAACAAGCCGAAGAAGUGCUUGGUGCGCCCACCUGCCCUGGCGAUACCCAGAAAGGAGCUGCACAUACUGUACAUUUUUACACAAUCAAAACAAAAAACUUGAUUUAUCCUGUAUAGUUUUAAAACAUGGUUCUGGAAUGGAAAAAAAACACACACAAACGAUACCAGCUUUUUGAAACUGAUGCCUUAGACUUGAUUCGAAAGCUCAAUAAACACUAGGAAUGUUACUUUCGCACCACUACUAUAGUAGACCAGCCAAAUUGAUAUUUUUUUUUAAUAUUUAUUAUUUACUACUAAUUGAUUAAUUAAUCAUUGAUAAGUAUUAGUACUGAGAAGGAGUAUCGUAUCAGGCUUAUCAAUAUUUGUCUUUAAUUAACACAAUGCUGUUGAAGCUUGAAAUGUUACACUGUUCACCUGGAGCACAUGUUUAAUAUUGUUAGGCUGCUUAUAGCGCACAAAAUGUUAAUUACUGUUAAAUGUUCUGUUACUGGAUUUAGACAAAGUGCCUCAAAAAGUAAAAAAAAUAUCUGGAGUUUCUAACUUUAAAAAAAAAAAAAACUUAGGAUAGGAUACGUUUUUUAUUGUCAACAAAUCCAAUGAAAAGACCAAAACCAACAAUGUGUUUGUCCGUCUCUCAAUACUUUGUGACUUCCGUGCUCUGUCUGAGGCUCUCAGCCCAUUGAUUGUUUUGAAGAUGUGAUCCUAAAACAGCUGCUCACUGUAGUUUUUAAAGGCAGCAGGAAGUGCAUUUGUUGGGGACUAUUUCCAGAAGCGGAUUAAUCCACAUUUGGUGCUCUAUUUAGUAUUUGGGCAGCAGGACGGUGUAUGUGGGAUUGAGUCAAAAUAAAUUACAGUGUUGUGUGUUCAUGGUGAUGAAGGAUUUAAUAGUUUUUGGACAACAGUGGAACUCUAUGGCACAUCAGGCUUUGAUACACACACAGUGCUUGUUAGUAGAUACAUUCUCUGUUGGUUACGGCUCUGGACAUGAGAUUUGUUGACAAAAACAUAAAUGACACCAGACUUUAAUGUGCAAUAGUGAUGACCAAAGUGUGUGUGUGUGAGUGUGAGAAAGCACUUUGGAUAAAAUAACUACAUAAAUGCAGUGCAUUUCUUAUUUUUAUGUCUAUUUCUGUACUACUGGUACUGAUGUCGUCAUGUAUUCACAUAAAAAAAACGGUUAUGAAUGUCAUAAACCAAGAUUAUGUGUUGCUUAAUAUCAAUACAAACAACUGAUAACAGUGUUGGAUACGAUUCGUCUGCUGUGAAACACUUUGAUUUGCAGGCAAGAUAAAGGCCAGUGUCAGAGCACACACCCAGAGUUAGCAGAUGUAGAAUAGAAACAAUAUGGGCUUCAUGUUUAUGGUUAUAUGUGAAUAAAUUAUGUUGUUUGCGAAUGUGUUUUUCUAUCAACAAGCAAGCAGACAAACGAAAUGUGAACAAAUGUAGAAGUUUAAAUGGUGUUUUUUUUUUUUAGUGUCACUGUUGCCUCACAUCAAGAAGGUUCCUGUUCGUAUCCCGACUCGGACAGAGCCUUCAAAUGUGCAGUUUCCAUGUUCUCUACUAGUUUGCGUGGUUGGUCCACUGCUGUAGAUGGGGGCAGGAACAAAAUGUACUUUAGUAACCUAAAAAAGGCCCACCUAAAAAAAAAAAAAAAACUAUCUGCUUAUCUGCUGUAUUUUGAAUUUCGAAUAUUUUUACCGCCAUCACACAUCUCUUUCAGAUGGGAAACUGAAGCCAUUAUAUAUGCACCUAUGCUUUCUCCAAAGCAGUGAAAAUAUUCUAGAUGUAGCAUACACUUACACUAUACAGAUCUUUUCAGUGGCAAAAAUAUGUUAUGUUGAACAUCCUCAGUAGUACAUUGGUUAGCUUCCGUGCUGGGACUCUUGUCUGCUUCUACAAAGGGAUAUAGGAUAAGUAGGAUAAGUACCUCCAUACACAAAAAACCUGAACUAUCCCUUUAAAUGCCAGGUGAUCCAUGCACAGUUUGUCAGUAGUAUCUGUCAGUAAGUGCAACAAAUUUCACCAAUACUGUAAAACUUCAGUUGAUAGCCCGGGCUUUUAUUUCCUUCAAUCAACUCAGCCUAUAUUAGGCUUCUGUAUGGAACAAGCUUUUAAUUCCUUUUGCACAAAACUCUUGCUUAGCAAAGAUGUGAUAAUCAAAUUGUUUAUUUAUACUUUUUUCGUUUUUUAUAUCUAGAAAACUGAAUUUGAUCGGAAUAGCACUGAAUUAUUCAAGUGUUUUAUUUGUAAAGUUGUUGUAUGAAAGACACAUUUGUCAUUAAGACUAAUUUCUCUCUGUACAGAGUUGAUAGGUGAAUGGAUUUUAAACAUUUGGCCUUUGCUGUAUGUAAUGGUGCCUCUCCUCUUUUUCCUGUAUGUACUAAGUGUAUUCAUUAUUUACGUCAGUGGAGGCAGUCACCAGUUUACCAGAUGGUGGGCCGCCUCCUUUGACGUCUCACUUGAGUCAUAUUAUGUAUUGUACGAGAGUUAGUUUGUGUGAAAGUGUUCAUUCCAGAUUUCCGUUAAAUUCUUUGCACUGUUUGUAUACUCGGUCAUCCGUGAAAUCUUGUGUGUGGAGUACAAAACUGUAAAGGUGUGUUGUCAUGGUAUUAUAAACAAAUGGACUGAGUUGUGUGUUGGGCCUCCCCAAUAAACUUUAAAAUACACAUCCAAUACAUAACACACAAAAAAGUAUUUCUUUGUGACGGUUAUUGCAUAGAGACAGCAACUUUUUGUAGUCUUUUGUUUUAUAAGCAUACUAAUAAACAGAAGUAACUUUACUA
Messenger RNA from Morone saxatilis (striped sea-bass), 4660 nucleotides. It is a transcript of the gene slc19a2, whose product is annotated as solute carrier family 19 member 2. The coding region runs from base 48 to 1496 and encodes 482 amino acids. The record is from RefSeq and is a predicted model, not a curated record. NCBI's taxonomy places the organism in Eukaryota, Metazoa, Chordata, Actinopteri, Moronidae. The transcript is spliced from 6 exons. Gene Ontology annotation, biological process: transmembrane transport; vitamin transport. Gene Ontology annotation, molecular function: vitamin transmembrane transporter activity. Gene Ontology annotation, cellular component: plasma membrane.